UCUUCGCUCCCAAUCGGGAGCAGCAGUGUCUGGUACUUUCGCCAUCCCUUUGAGCUCGUUUUCUUAACCCUAACCUGUUUUCCCCCAUCCCAACUUGCUUGCAGGUUAGAACGGCAUCAGGAUGAGCUGGUCACCUUCCCUGCCAACCCAGACUUGUGGGGCUUGGGAAAUGAAAGAGCGACUUGGGACAGGGGGAUUUGGAAAUGUGGUCCGAUGGCACAAUCAGGAAACAGGUGAGCAGAUUGCCAUUAAGCAGUGCCGGCAGGAGCUCAGUCCCCGGAACCGUGAGCGCUGGUGCUUAGAGAUCCAAAUCAUGAGGAGGCUGACCCACCCCAAUGUGGUGGCUGCCCGGGAUGUUCCUGAGGGGAUGCAGAACUUGGCACCCAAUGACCUACCCCUGCUGGCCAUGGAGUAUUGCCAAGGGGGAGACCUCCGAAAGUACCUGAACCAGUUUGAGAAUUGCUGUGGCCUGCGGGAAGAAGCCAUCCUUACUUUGCUGAGUGACAUUGCCUCUGCACUUAGAUACCUUCAUGAAAACCGAAUCAUCCAUAGGGAUUUGAAGCCAGAAAACAUUGUUCUGCAACAAGGAGAGCAAAGACUAAUACACAAAAUUAUUGACCUUGGAUAUGCUAAGGAGCUGGAUCAGGGCAGCCUUUGUACCUCAUUUGUGGGGACCCUGCAGUACCUGGCCCCAGAGCUGCUGGAGCAGCAGAAGUACACAGUGACGGUCGACUACUGGAGCUUUGGCACCCUGGCCUUCGAGUGCAUCACAGGCUUCCGGCCUUUCCUCCCCAACUGGCAACCUGUGCAGUGGCAUUCAAAAGUCCGGCAGAAGAGUGAGAUGGACAUUGUCGUCAGUGAAGACUUGAAUGGGACGGUGAAGUUUUCAAGCUCCUUACCCUACCCCAAUAAUCUUAACAGCAUCCUGGCUCAGCGGCUGGAGAAGUGGCUGCAGCUAAUGCUGAUGUGGCACCCCCGGCAGAGGGGCACGGACCCUACAUACGGGCCCAAUGGCUGCUUCAAGGCCCUAGACGACAUCUUAAACUUAAAGCUGGUUCACAUCUUGAACAUGGUCACAGGCACCAUUCACACCUACCCAGUAACAGAGGAUGAGAGUCUGCAGAGCUUGAAGGCCAGAAUCCAGCAAGACACAAGCAUCCCAGAGAAGGACCAGGAGCUGCUGCAGGAAGCGGGUCUGGUGCUGAUCCCUGACAAGCCAGCCACACAGUGCAUCUCAGAUGGCAAGGUAAAUGAGGGCCGCACAUUGGACAUGGAUCUUGUUUUCCUCUUUGACAACAGUAAAAUCACCUAUGAGACUCAGAUCUCCCCACGACCUCAGCCUGAGAGCGUCAGCUGUAUCCUUCAGGAACCCAAGAGGAACCUCUCCUUCUUCCAACUGCGGAAGGUGUGGGGCCAGGUCUGGCACAGCAUCCAGACCCUGAAAGAGGACUGCAACCGGCUGCAACAGGGACAGCGGGCUGCCAUGAUGAAUCUCCUCCGGAACAACAGCUGCCUCUCCAAGAUGAAGAAUUCCAUGGCAUCCAUGUCCCAGCAGCUCAAAGCCAAGCUGGAUUUCUUUAAGACCAGCAUCCAGAUUGACCUGGAGAAGUACAGUGAGCAGACCGAGUUUGGGAUCACAUCAGAUAAGCUGCUGCUGGCCUGGAGGGAAAUGCAGCAGGCUGUGGAGCUGUGUGGACGGGAGAACGAGGUGAAACAUCUGGUGGAACGGAUGAUGGCCCUGCAGACUGACAUUGUGGACUUGCAGAGGAGCCCAAUGGGCCGGAAGCAGGGGGGGACACUGGAUGACCUAGAAGAGCAAGCAAGGGAGCUUUAUAGGAGGCUGAGAGAGAAACCAAGAGACCAGCGGAUAGAAGGGGACAGUCAGGAAAUGGUCCGGCUGCUGCUCCAGGCAAUUCAAGGCUUUGAGAAGAAAGUGCGAGUGAUCUACACACAGCUCAGUAAGACUGUGGUUUGCAAGCAGAAGGCGCUCGAGCUGCUGCCCAAGGUGGAGGAGGUAGUGAGCCUCAUGAAUGAGGAUGAGAAGACUGUGGUGCGGCUUCAGGAGAAGCGGCAGAAGGAGCUCUGGAACCUCCUGAAGAUUGCAUGUAGCAAAGUCCGUGGUCCCGUCAGUGGAAGCCCAGAUAGCAUGCAUGCCUGCCGCCUGAGCCAGCCUGGACAGCUGAUGUCUCAGCCCUCCCCAGCCCCUGACAGCCUACCCGUGUCAGCCAAGAAGAGUGAAGAGCUGGUGUCUGAAGCACACACUCUCUGCAGCCGCCUGGAGAGCGCUGUACAGGACGCCGUGAGGGAGCAGGACCGGAGUCUUAUGGCCCUAGACUGGAGCUGGCUACAAACAGAGGAGGAAGAGCCCAGCACUCUGGAGCAGGCCUCAUGACAUGGGGAGCCUCGACCCCCCCAACGUGGGGCAGCCCAGAGCAGGCCAUGUGACAUGGGCCAUCAUCUGGCGUGGCUCUCCCACAGUGGCUUUUGCUUCAGGGAUGUCCCAGCAGCCUCUGGCACCCAGAUGGAGCUCUCACUUUCCCAGCCGCUGUGAUGUUCAUCCUGGACCCAGGGCAAGGCCCUCAACCAGCACUGCCGGCACCCUGUCUGUACACUAGAAAUCCUCCAUCUUGGAAUCCAACAAAUGUUGACACCAGUCACCAGUGUUGAGGGAAACAGUCACAGCGGCUACUUCUGCUGCUCUGAAAAAAAGUGCCCAAAGUACGGUUUGCCACACAGAUGACUGUACAGUAUCUAACUUGAAUCUCUCAGGCCAGAGUCUGAACAGGACUUGGUGCCAGCCUGUCCCCUUCUGACCUCCAGGGGCCCUGAUGGCCUGUCCUCUCUCACCUUUCAGCUGGUGUUUCAUCUGGAUUGGGCUUCUCCAUAGCAGACAUUUUAAUUAUAGGUUUGGCCUGGCCCUGGCCUCUCUUCCUCUUUUCAUUUCAUUGCUGCAAAAAUUAUAUUUUUACCUACUACUUUGGUGGUUGUCCUCCUUCUGGCAAAGUUGUACUGAGUGCCAAGUUCCUCCUGUCCAUAGUCCUUUCAAGCCAUGGAGUGACUCACUAUAGCCAGGACAGAAAGGCUGCUGCCUUCCUUUGAGUCCCAACGAGUACCUGGGAGUGAGUCAUCAUAGAGAAGGAAAGAGGGAAUGGGUCUCUGUCAACUGCUGGCCCACUGGCUACAGUGCUCACACCUCACUCUGACUUGGACACAUUUGCGUGUGGUGGUGGGCCGGGGUGUUCCUGUCUCACACAGCAUCUAGCAGUAUUAUUAAGCUGAUUUAAUUUUAAAUAGUCUAUAUUUUGUAACAUGACUCAAACACAUUGGCCUCCACAAUCCAGUUUCAUGGUACCUGCGGUUGGGAAUUCUGAACUAAAAUAAUGAGAAAUUUUAUACAACUGACUAGUGCCUGGAUUAUAAUAGUACAGAAGCACUGCUGUUUCACUGUCCUGGAUCUUUUACAUAAAAGCAAGUUGGAAUAGGAGAAUUCCACAAAAUGAUUUUCAUGGACAUAGAACGAGACAUUCAUUCCAUAGUCAGGUGAGCUUAGUGCACAUUUCAUGAUUUAAUUGCUUCUUGGAGAUUCACAUUGUACACCUGUAAAGUAUCUGAAAUGUUUUAGAAUAAAGAAACUGGUUUAACUUUGUAUAAA
Carlito syrichta (Philippine tarsier) is the source of this 3652-nucleotide messenger RNA. It is a transcript of the gene IKBKB, whose product is annotated as inhibitor of nuclear factor kappa B kinase subunit beta. Lineage: Eukaryota; Metazoa; Chordata; Mammalia; Primates; Tarsiidae. Bases 122 to 2392 code for a protein of 756 amino acids. Gene Ontology annotation, cellular component: IkappaB kinase complex; cytoplasm. Gene Ontology annotation, biological process: positive regulation of transcription by RNA polymerase II; tumor necrosis factor-mediated signaling pathway; peptidyl-serine phosphorylation. The transcript has 21 exons. The record is from RefSeq and is a predicted model, not a curated record. Gene Ontology annotation, molecular function: protein binding; ATP binding; IkappaB kinase activity.